AUACCAACAGCAGCAGACUUGAGAUCGCUGCUGAAUAGUCUCUGCCGACUCACGAAAAGGGCAAGCGGACGCAGAAGCUCGAGCGUCGGAAGGAGAGGCGUACAGACAAGACGAGCGUCAGGAGCAGAGGCCCGGCAGUCGUGGACGAGGAAGCACAAAGAAUGGCAGAUGUUGUGACGACGAGCAAUGCCGCGAGCCACACAACACCCAUAGAACAGGCCUCGGAGCGAGGCGGUGCAAGAGGGAGAGGGCGAAGGAGAGGAGGUCCACGAAGAGGAAGAGGAGGAGGCGGUGGCGGCGGCGGGGGUGCUGCUGCAGGCGAGACAGCGUCACACGACACUGCUCCUCGACCCGACGGCCCCAGCGGUGAAGGCCAGCCGACUGCAUCUUCGGAGCGGGGAGUGCCAAAGCGAAGAGGAGGUGGGCCAAAGAGAGGAAAAGGAGGUGGUGGCCGGGGAGGCAGUGGUGCGAAAAGAGCUGGCGACCGGGCGAGCACAAACGGCGACGAAGGGGCCACGGCCAGUGAAGAGCAGCCGCCACCGAGUCGACGACGGCAGUUUGCGAGCAAGUUGACGAGCACCGAUGAGCAGGGCAAUGGAAAGGAAAAUGGAAGAGCAACCAAGACAGGACAGCAAAAGAACAGUCACAAUCACAGCAACAACAACAACAAUAAGGUGGCGCCCAUCGACUACGCCGACCUGCGCACCAGGCUCGUGGCUGAGCUCUCGUCUGGCCAGUACGACUGCUCGGUGUGCUACUCGACAGUGACGACAAAGCAGGCCGUGUGGUCCUGCACCCAAUGCUACGUCGUCCUCCACCUCGACUGCGUCCAGCGUUGGGCCUCGUCGAGCGUGGCCAAGAUUGAGGAGCAGAAUGCGAUGCAGGAGGACCCGGCCAUUCGCGACCGGAAGGGCACCUGGCGUUGCCCCAGCUGCCAGUAUGCGCGCGAGCCCGUCCCACGCACCUACCUCUGCUGGGACGGCCAGGUCAAGGAUCCUGCCGGCGGAAAAGGUGCGCCACCACACUCCUGUGGCCGAGGAUGCAACAAGGCAAAGUGCAGCCACGGCUGCGCUGCCGGUCUGUGUCACCCAGGCCCCUGUCCACCGUGCCCAGUGUCCAUCACGAACCGGUGCUUCUGCGGGGCCGAAGCCGUCACGACGAGAUGCUCCCAGCUUCGUGGACCCUCGCUGUCUCGCGGCGUCUCCUGUGGCGGCACCUGCGACAAGCUGCUGCCCUGCGGCUUUCAUCGAUGCACCGACAUCUGCCAUGAAGGCGAAUGCGCGCCCUGCCAGAGAGUCGUCCGGUCCAAAUGCUAUUGCGGCAAGCACGAAAAGGACAUGCGCUGCGGCGAUGGCCUGGCCAAGACGAGCAACGAGAGUGCAGAGCUGAGCUGGGAGGGCCGUUGGGCAUGCGCUUCCCUAUGCGAGCGACCAUUUGAUUGUGGCAAGCACCUCUGCCAGCGGGCAUGUCAUGCGAUCAGCAUCCAACGACCGCCGUGCCCCUUUUCCCCCGCCUUUGUCGCAACGUGUCCCUGUGGUGCCGAGCCGAUUGGGGAACGGACGAGCUGUGAGGACCCGAUUCCGACGUGCUCGCGCACCUGCAGUCGCCAGCUCUCGUGUGGCCACACCUGCCAGGCCCAGUGCCAUCUCGGUGACUGCCCGCCAUGCUCCAUCGUCAUGCCGACGCCGUGUCGAUGUGGCGAGACAAAGAAGCCCAUCACCUGCCACGAGAAGCAGCGCGAAGAGUCAGAGGGUGGCCAAGAAGUUCUCUGCACCACCACCUGCCGAUCGCUCCGCAACUGUGGCCGACACGAGUGCAGGCGGACAUGCUGUCCGCUGUACUUUUUGGCAAAGUCAAAGUCGAGAAAGAAGCCUUCGCAGCGGGAGCUCGAGGAGCAGGACCCAGCCGGCCUACACAACUGCGAUGUGCCUUGCGGGAAGGCGCUCAAGUGCGGGCUUCACAACUGCCCCAUGACCUGCCACCGAGGUCCUUGCCCGCCCUGCCUCCAGGCUUGCUUCGAUGAGCUGUCGUGCCAUUGUGGAAGGACAGUCUUGGAUCCACCCGUGCCGUGUGGGACAGUGAUUCGCUGUCACUUUCCCUGCGCGCGACCGCCACCACCUUGCGGCCACCCCAAGCAACAGCAUGACUGCCACGAGGACGAGCAUUGCCCUCCAUGCAUCUUCCUCGUCGAGAAGCGCUGUCUCUGCGGCAAGAACGUCAUUCCCAACAUCCCUUGCCACCGGUCUCGCGUCUCAUGCGGCCAGACGUGCGACAAUGUUCUGAACUGUGGCUUCCACCGCUGCCAGCAGACGUGCCACCAAGCUGGCGAAUGUGGACCAUGCAGCCAGACGUGCACAAAGCCUCGCAAGUGUGGCCACCCAUGCCCAGAGAAGUGCCACGCACCCGCGGCGUGCCCCGAGACGGAGCCAUGCAUGGCCUGGGUGACGCUCCAGUGCCCCUGUGGCAACAUCCAGCAGCGCGCUCGGUGCGGCGCCUCGUUGCACUCGCCGGUCAAUCCAGACCGCAAGCUCAAGUGCACCGAUGCCUGUCUCAUCGCUCAGCGAAACAUCAAAUUGGCCGAGGCACUCGGCUUGAAUCCGGCAGAAAAGUCUGCGCCGACCACGUACGAGAAGUCGACGCUGGCAUACUACAGCAACAACAAGCGAUACGCCGACGAGGUCGAAAGCACCCUGAUUGACUUUAUCCGUUCGUCCAGGCACGGCCUCAUUCUUCCUCCGGCCAACCGGGCCCAGAGGCAAUUCACGCACGAGCUCGCUGAUGCAUUCAAACUUGUCUCGGAGAGCGUUGAUGCGGAGCCGAGGAGGAGCGUCAGUGUUCGACGCAGGCAGGAGAGCAAAGUGCCCCACCCACUCCUCUCAGAGGCCCACCGGACCUACCGAGCUGAGGGCCAAGGUAGCUCGGCCCUGGGCCAGCUGCGUAGGCCUGGCCCUUCAUCGACGACGGAGGACGGCGUCGCAAUUGCGCGCGAGAACCGCUUCCCGCUCAACGCUGUCCUCCUCGAAGGUGUCUUUGGACACGACGAAGCCUCUCUUCGCGCCAUCCUCCAGCCGCUCCUUCGGACCGCAGGCACCCUCCAGCUCCGGUGGGUCGGCGACGAGGACGUGCUCGUAUCGUCGGACCUUCCUUCGAGGCUCGUGGCGAGCCGGACCGAGCUGCGCUCCCUCCUCUACCGCAUCGACUUGCCCGCGGGCAGGGUCGCCAGUGCAAUCCUCUUUGUCCAUGCCGACGCCAGGGGCAAUAUUGUGCGUGUCGAGACCACCAACCCCACGCCUUCGUCCUCGGGUACCGCGACGCCAGCAGGCGCGUGGGGCAGCUCGUCAACAUCGAGAGGCGGCGCUGCCCCAGCUGCAAGAAUGGCCAACGGCGGCGCAUCGGGCGCAUGGGCCGCCGUCGCUGCUUCCAACCCGGCUGCCCAGCCCAGGCCGCCAGUCCCCAAUGCGUGGGCUGCUCCCACCAUGGUUGCUACAGGCUCCUCGAGCAGCGCAGCAGCAGCAGCAGCAGCAGCAGCAGCAAGCCGCCCGCACAAUGGAUCCACGUCGACGUCGCCCUCGACGGUGGCUUCACCGCUUCGCCAGGCAUCGCCGCCACCACCACCACCCCUCGUUGACAGCAGCAACGUUCCUGAUGAGUGGGAUGCAUGAGGCCACCCAGCGCACACUUCAUUUGGCGACGACGAGCGCCGAUUUUGACGACUGCCACCAACGGCAAUGCAUCCCUCAUUUCCAUGUAGUCAGAUUGGAUGCUCAUGUGCACAUUUAGCCAGAAAGAAAGUCGUCAUUUGAUGC
Molecule: messenger RNA, 3806 nt
Organism: Acaromyces ingoldii
Lineage: Eukaryota; Fungi; Basidiomycota; Exobasidiomycetes; Exobasidiales; Cryptobasidiaceae
Exons: 4
Coding region: 162-3662 (1166 amino acids)
Biological process (GO): negative regulation of transcription by RNA polymerase II
Cellular component (GO): nucleus
Molecular function (GO): DNA-binding transcription factor activity, RNA polymerase II-specific; zinc ion binding; RNA polymerase II transcription regulatory region sequence-specific DNA binding
Source: RefSeq, a predicted model, not a curated record